This is a messenger RNA of Selaginella moellendorffii, 972 nucleotides long. RefSeq names its product serine/threonine-protein kinase MAK. Gene Ontology annotation, molecular function: protein serine/threonine kinase activity; ATP binding. The transcript has a single exon. Gene Ontology annotation, biological process: mitotic DNA damage checkpoint signaling; protein phosphorylation. Gene Ontology annotation, cellular component: nucleus; cytoplasm. NCBI's taxonomy places the organism in Eukaryota, Viridiplantae, Streptophyta, Lycopodiopsida, Selaginellales, Selaginellaceae. The record is from RefSeq and is a predicted model, not a curated record. The coding region runs from base 1 to 972 and encodes 323 amino acids.
AUGGAGUCGAAGGUACUGGGGAAAUAUAGUUUUUGCAAUGACGAGCAAAAGGUUGGCAAGCUGGGUUGUGUGCUGAGAGUGGCCUGUGAUCAAGAAGGUGAGAAAGUUUUAAUCAAGAGCGUGGACAAUGAAUUGUAUGACUAUGUCCGAGAGUUUGAACUCAUGAGGGAGUGCAAGCAUGAGAACGUCGUGAAAGUUCUCGACAUGGGCAAGGAAGAAGAUGGAGGUUACCUAGUUCUCGAGCACCUCUGGGAUAUCAGGGAGUUUAAUAAGGAUGAGCGACUGCGUUACAAGCUCUCCAAAGUGGGUUGGAUUAAGGAAACCAUGCGGCAGCUCCUAGUGGGUUUGGCAAGCUUGCAUGAGCGAGAAGUUGUGCAUCAGGACAUCCUACCCGAGUGUCUCAAAUUUGAGCUCAAUAGCAACAACUUUGUGGUGAAAUUGGGAGAUUUUGGCUGUGCGAGGAAGCUCUCAACUCCACCAACCGUACAUAUUGGAUCAUUGGGAUUCAGGGCUCCCGAAGUUAUCUCCAAAGAGAUUGAGAAGUUUGGGAAAGGUGUGGACAUGUGGGGUGCUGGAGUGGUGUUUGCAGUGCUACUCUUGGGAAAGAAGCCUUUUGGUGGUUAUAGAAAUUACAAUUUGAGUUGGGAGGAAGACGAGGCAAAGGUGAUGGACAAGAUGAAGAAGUUACCUGAGAAGGAUUGGUCUAUGAAAAUUGAAGAUAACGAUGCAGUGAACUUGUUACAGGGUUUGCUCGCUUGGGAUCCAGAUAAAAGGCUUACAGCGGCACAAGCUUUAAAAUCAAUGUAUUUUAGAGUGAAACCACAAGAUAUUGAGGAGGAAAAAGAGGUGGUAGUUCCUAUGGUCAAAGAAGAAAAAGUCAUAGCGAGUACUAGUAUUUUCCAGAAGUUUAUCAUAGGUUUCAUCAUAUAUAUUAUUUUAGGAGACCUUUGCAUACUAUAUAGACAUUGUUGA